This is a messenger RNA of Bactrocera oleae (olive fruit fly), 1220 nucleotides long. NCBI's taxonomy places the organism in Eukaryota, Metazoa, Arthropoda, Insecta, Diptera, Tephritidae. The record is from RefSeq and is a predicted model, not a curated record.
UAAUUUUACCUUUAGAAUAAUACACUUAAAACAAUCGUUUUUUUUAAAUGAACGAAGAACUGUUUAUUUUGAUAAAAAGAGGUUUGAUUACCCGAUAUUGAGUGAUCCCUUAUAAGGAUAGGGAAAAAUACAUAAGAAUUGCUUUUCAAAAGCUAUUUAAAUUUACAAAUUUCCAUUGGCAGCACUACGAUUUAUUAGUUUUUUUUGAAGGCAUUUUUAUUCGUAGCUUGCUUCAUGACAAUUUUCGUUCUUGGUUGUCAGAGUUCACAUUCAUUCUUGCACAUGAAAAGGAGUGACGCUUAGCGAAAAGGAACCUUUGGCGCAAUAUGAAAUGGAAGCGCCAACUACUACCGCCGAAGACCAAAAAUUGGUAAUCAAGCAGAUUUGUCUUGGUGCUGAAGCUAAAGACGGUGAAUUCAAUGUAGUACAGGUUGAAACAAGAAUUAAUCAAAAAGAGACCUUAAAAAUACCAAUUGCGGUGCUUAAAGCUGGAGAAACACGCGUUUUACGUCCCAAUGUAGAAUUCCUGAAUACUUCAGUGACAUUUAAGCUAAUUCAAGGGACAGGGCCCGUUCAUAUGUAUGGUCAAAAUUUAUAUGGUCAGAAUUUGUACGGUCAAAACUCUGUCGAGGAGUAUGGUGAAGCCCCUUGGUCUGAAAAUGAAGAAAUUGAUGAUGAUGAUGAUGAUGAAUACGAUGGAGAAGCGUCACCGCCACCACAAACUAAUGGAAAAAAUGGUCAUAAAAGAAAAUGAAUGUAAUUUACAUUAAGCUGGACGAAAUUAAUGGUUAUACCCAAGUUAAGUUUAUUACGUAAAAGGAUUGUAAUAGAAACAUAUUUUUGUACGUUUAAGAUAAGAAUAUUGACCGUAUGUCAACAGUUUGCUACCUUUAAAUUAAUUAAAAGGAAAAUGUAUUAAUGUACUAUGAAAUGGUGAAAACAGUUAAAAUUAAUUUCUAAUACAAUAAGGAAACAAAUUUUUAAUACUACAGUAACUUUUAUAUUAGAAAAAGUAAUUUCAAUUUUACUGUACAACUUCCAUUUAUUUUCUCUUAUAGUAAUAUAUUAACUUUAAUAAUAAGAGACUUUUCCAAAUGAAAACCAUCUACGUUGUUUUCAUUUAAUAAUCACUAUUAACUAUUUUCAUGUGUUGGAGACAAAGUUUUUCAUGGUUUGUUACCAACUCCUAACUAAGCUAAAUAAAACAUUAAGCCACGAAA